Molecule: messenger RNA, 2338 nt
Organism: Linum tenue
Lineage: Eukaryota; Viridiplantae; Streptophyta; Magnoliopsida; Malpighiales; Linaceae
Source: the annotation of a GenBank genome assembly
ACGUGAAAGAAAAUUUUGUUUUUGUUGGACAGUCGUCUUCAAUUCGUUUCUUCUUCAGCGAAACAGGCGGAGGGAGUGGCCCCCGCUCUUCCUCCGUUUCACACACCAGCAACAGCAGCAAUCUUCUGCCUCUAUCUCUCUCUCUCCCUCCCUCUGCUACAAAAUUUGUCCAGGGAAUCCCGGAGAGGAGAGAGAUGCUUCUGUAGCUUCUUCCAACUGCGUGUAUGCCCCACCCCACCACUGAGAGACAAGCAGAGGCUACAGUUUCAGCCGGGAUACACGGGAAGCAAACUCAGAAAGAAAGAAAGAAAGAAAGAAAGAAGCAAACAAAAUAACAGAGAGGGAGAGAGAGAAGAGGAUCUAAUGGAUUACGAGCGGAUACACAAAGUUCAGACUGGGGUGAUAUCGCCGAGUAAACUGAGGAUGAAGCUAAUUAGACCUCACCAUAGCAGCAGCAGCGGCAGGAAGAAAGAAGGUUCGUCUAAUUGCAGCUCCUCUCGCACUUCUCCUUCCAGACUUGGUGACACUGAAUUCGUCAAGAGCAGUCUCUUAGAUUCCAACGACGACAACCAACCAGAUUUCGGCUAUGAAGGUGGGGCGCCCUCCUCAGGGUUUACAUCUACAACUGUUACAAGUGAGGCAGCAUUAGACCCUGACACGGGACGCCAUCAUCCACCCAACGAAAGCAACACCCACGAUUUGGAUCAUGCCAUGAUACAUCAGCUCUUGAGGUCCGAAAGCGUCAACUCAAAUGCAGUCCACAUGGCGAGAGCCACUGAAGAUGAGAAUCCAGGGUACGAUAGCUCGUCCAGCUUCGAGUUCCAUAACGAGAGAUCCGCUGCACAGAGCCAGCUGGUGAGAUCAAUGUCGAGGCCCAUCUCGUCCAAGUGGAAUGAUGCAGAGAAAUGGAUCAUCAGCAAGCAAAACGUGCAGCAGAAGCAGCAUCCUGGUGGUGGUUACCUUAAGAAGAACGGGUUCCACAACAACCAAGGUAGUAAUCGGGUGCCCGUUACUACACACAUGGGUCGGGUUGCUCCCGAGCUAGUAGCCACUGGUGGUGGUAGAAUGGUGGACACCAAGAGUGUAGAUUGUUGUCAGACUGCUUCCCAGCCUGGGUUGGAGAGAUUCUCUUUCCUUGAUGCACCUGGAACUCCCUCCAUUUCUGGUCAGGCAAAUACGUUGAUGGAUCAGUAUGGUCAGAGCAAGGAUUUGAAGGAGGUGGAUUCAACGGAACUAUCAUCCACGAACACUUCGACAGAAGACAGGACAGUGGUGCCUGUGAUAAGAUCAGUUUGUAUGAGAGACAUGGGAACUGAGAUGACACCCAUCGCGAGUCAAGAACCAUCGAGGACUGGUACCCCUGUUGGUGCAACAACUCCCAUCCGCAGCCCAACUUCAUCGAUCCCGUCUACACCAAGAAGAGGCAGCCCCCCAACCACACCAGUGGAGCACGAAGAUGGCAGCAGCAACAAGUGCACAGCUAACCAGAAUGGUACUAAGAGGGAACUAAGCGAGGAAGAACUGAAACUGAAGACGAGGAGGGAGAUCGUCGCGCUCGGUGUGAAGCUUGGCAAGAUGAACAUUGCUGCUUGGGCGAGUAAAGACGAGGAAGAGAAGAACAUGGCACGGUCUCGUGAUGUGGAGUCAGUUGAGCAGAUUGAGUUCGAGAAGCGUGCUGCUGCUUGGGCAGAAGCUGAGAAGUGUAAACACACAGCAAGAUAUAAACGAGAAGAGAUACAAAUCCAAGCGUGGGAAAGCCAUCAGAUAGCAAAGCUGGAAGCAGAGGUGCGCAGAGCUGAGGCUCAAGUGGAGCAAACGAAAGUGCAAGCAGAAGCGAGGAUGGUGAAGAAGGUGGCGAUGGCGAGGCAAAGAGCCGAGGAGAGACGAGUAGCAGCUGAAUCAAGAAAGGAUAGAGGUGCAGAGAGAACAGCGGUGAAAGCUGAAUACGUUCGCCAGACAGGGAAGAUGCCGUCUACUCAUUAUAUCUGCUGUGGCUGGUUGUGAUGGUGUAGUUUGGGUUGAGCUAGCUGGUGUGAGCCCCUAGCAGUUUUGUAUGUUUAGUAGCGCUCUCAAUUAUCAUCGUUUGCCUCAUUUUUAUUGAAAGUGUGAUAGUCACUAGAAGUUCCCUCGAGGGGAUUUGGGGAUUGAGAAGAUAAAAAAUUGGGAACUGGAAAGAAUUGGGGAACAAUGAGAGAGAAUUGAGAUUAGGGAUCGUAGAGUUUAUUGAUAAUAAUUCAUUAAUCUGUAGAACACUUAUCUGAACCUUUGAGUAGAAGUUAGAAAAUAAUACAAAAUUAGUUUUUUACUCGGCCUAUUGGUCGGAAAAUUUCAUUUGAUC